GCAGCGCCCAGCGACGUCGUCGUGCCAUCCACCAAGGUGGGCUGGGCGGAGGCCACGGGCGGAGCCGCCCCGGUGCGCCGCGGCUCCGCGCCCUCGCCGGCGGACGAGGCGCCGCCGCCCCUGCAGCCGCUGCAGUCGCAGCGCGCCUCCGCCCGGCGCUCCUUCGGGCUGCUGCGGUCGUCCAGCAAGAGCAAGGCCGCGGCCGGCUUCAGCUCCGUGCCCGCCCCCGCGGAGGGCGAGGCGCAGGCCUCGGAGAGCACCUCGCCGGCGCCGCGCAAGACGCCCAG
Messenger RNA from Prorocentrum cordatum, 287 nucleotides. The record is from the annotation of a GenBank genome assembly. Lineage: Eukaryota; Dinophyceae; Prorocentrales; Prorocentraceae.